GCGUGGCGCUCGCAUGGAUUGGGGUAGGAUUUCGUACAUAAGCAGGCUCUCGAAGAAUUACCCGGGGCGCAGCCACCAAGCGGGGGAGUAUAAUAUCAGCAGAAACCCGAGAUAUCCGGCCAAAUAAGAUGUUUACUCACCUACAAUAGAGUGGAUUUCCAGUUCAGUUAAAUUGCGUUAUCAGGCUCCUGUGAGUUGAGACUUCGCAGAGCGCUUCCUAAACAGGUCGGGGCAUUGGUAGUGUUGCAAGAACGCCACUAAAUUAGGUAGUACCAAGUUCAAAAUGGUGGAUGCAGUUCAACCGGCUAUUCGCCUAGAUGUGGUUAUCAUAGGCGCGGGGAUAAGUGGUUUGGCAGUUGCAAUAGAGACGGCGCUGUCCGGCCAUCAUGUGGUCGUCUUCGAAUCCGCUGAGGGGAUCCAUGAGAUAGGGGCUGGGAUAAACGUCAGCCCAAAUGCUUCACGAAUACUACAACGGUGGGGUCUCCCAGCCGAAAUGUGGACCUCAGCUACUGAACCCACCUCGCUCUCUGUUCGGCGAUACUCGGGCGAGAUAUUAGUCCUGGAGAGAGAGUUCGAUACGAAGAUGCGGGCGAGGUACGAUGCCCCUUUCAUCGAGUUGCAUCGUGUCGAUUUUCAGACCGCGUUGUACACACGUGCCAAGGAACUGGGCGUGGAGUUUAGAUUCGGAAUGAGAAUAAGUAAACUGAAUUAUGAAACUGGAGAAAUUACAAGCCACACUGGAUUAAGCGCAAAGGGGGAUGUCGUUAUCGCAGCGGAUGGCUUGUGGUCUGUUUGCCGCGCCCAGUUUCUCCCUAAGGACUUCGAAGGGGUUCCGAGACCAACGGGUGAUCUGGCGUACCGAUUGGUGUUAACUUUGGAUCAAAUUCAAGAUCCCGAAUUAAGAGAGUGGGUCAGUAAGCCGUCACUUGAUGUAUGGAUCGGUCCUCACUCGCAUGCUGUUGGAUAUUCACUCCGGGGAGGAACCGAGUUUAACAUCGUGUUAUUGGUCCCCGACGACCUGCCCAACGGUAUUAGCAAACAGGCCGGUUCUGUUGAAGAGAUGAGAGCUCUUUUUACGGGUUGGGAUCCGAUUUUAACCAAGUUCAUUGCCGUCGCUGAUUCUGUCAAGAAGUGGAAACUUAUGCAUAGGAAGGAAAUGAGAAGAUGGGUCUAUGCAUCUUCAAAUAGCAACUUUGCGUUCCUCGGUGAUUCCUGCCACCCCAUGCUACCAUAUCUUGGUCAGGGGGCGAAUUCAGCUAUCGAGGAUGGCGCUGUUCUUGGUCGCUUGCUAGGACACAUCCAGAAUAAAGAGCAGAUCGGUAAGGCUUUGGAAAUGUACGAGCAGCUUCGGAAGCCUCGAGGAGAUGCUAUCGUGAAAGAAACGUUCGCACAGCGCGACGUCUUUCAAGUCGUCGAUGGCCCUAAGCAACGAGAACGAGACGAAUUGCUUCUAUCGCAGCUAAAUGAAGAAGAAAAACACGCACCCUUCCCGAUCCGAUUGGUUUGCCCUCAGGUCCAACCCUGGCUAUUUGGCUAUGACGCUUGCGCGGAAGUCGACAAGGCUGUCAGUAAGGAUCCGUUCGUGGUUGCGAAGAAUGAAAAGACGGAGCCAAGUCUUGACAAGCGUGGCAUAGCCGCCGGAAGUUAAUUGUCGUGUUUCCAAAGCUUGGUAGUUGAAUCUAUUUUGAGAGAGGUCAAUAUUCAGAGCGGGGAACCGGUAUGAUCUGAGGAGGUUUACUCUCUGUAAGGUUAUCUACCUAGGUAGGAUUAGUUUAGACGUAUACGACAAUACAUGAUUGGAACAUAUUGUUCAAUUUGCCAG
Annulohypoxylon maeteangense is the source of this 1822-nucleotide messenger RNA. Its product is annotated as FAD/NAD(P)-binding domain-containing protein. Gene Ontology annotation, molecular function: monooxygenase activity; FAD binding. The record is from RefSeq and is a predicted model, not a curated record. The coding region runs from base 284 to 1648 and encodes 454 amino acids. The transcript has 6 exons. Lineage: Eukaryota; Fungi; Ascomycota; Sordariomycetes; Xylariales; Hypoxylaceae. Gene Ontology annotation, biological process: secondary metabolite biosynthetic process.